AUGGACAAAGGUUUCAAACUAGCUUGGCUCUUGGCGCUUGCAUUGAUGAUGCCAAUGGCCUUUGCCAAAAGCUCCUCAGUUGAUCAAUCGACGAAAGCAAAAGCAGCAAGUAAGCUUGGUGGAAACGGAGAUAUCAUUGAUUACAUGGCUAGUCUUGGACAACCGGGUCUGGAGGCGAUUCACAAGCUUGUGCAUUCGACGUCAACAACCAAGAUCGACCGUCACGAGCGCGCCAAAGACCAAAUGCGCCAGCUUAAAUACGCAUCUCAUUUCCAACACGGCGUCACUGGAGAUCGAAUCAGCGCUGUCGAGUCCCUGAAAGCCAGCAUUGAAGCCAAAGUCCCUGAUGCAAGCCUGCAUGAAGCUUUCACACGCGCCAUCGAGCUCACGAUGACUCACUUCGAGGGUUCCAUCCGGGAUCAAGAUUUUGUUUUCAAUUCUCCAGAUGGAUCCUUGCAUAUGAUGAUCUUGCGCUGGUCGACCGGCCCAGCCGGCACUACUUUUGCGUACAACUUUGGCCUGUUCAAAAUGGAUUUCAAGCUCCAAAACGAUCGCAUUUUCAAAACCGUGCAGAAGUCGAAUUUCUUUCGAUCCAAGAGCUACGUCACGAUGGAAGAGCUGGCGCCAUCUUUGGAUUUGGAAACCACAUUGGCGUUUGCCGCGUUUGCUGUGGAUGCCCACCUUCAUCUCGAGAAGCAAGCCAAUAGCGAUAUGGACCCUUUGCGCAUGCUCGCGGCAAGAUACGAAAACCAUCCCAUGAUCCUUGGCGCCCACAGCGGUCGAGCGAUGCAGGAGCUCUAA
Monosiga brevicollis MX1 is the source of this 801-nucleotide messenger RNA. RefSeq lists its product as uncharacterized. Bases 1 to 801 code for a protein of 266 amino acids. The transcript has a single exon. Lineage: Eukaryota; Choanoflagellata; Craspedida; Salpingoecidae. The record is from RefSeq and is a predicted model, not a curated record.